Messenger RNA from Acromyrmex echinatior (Panamanian leafcutter ant), 1070 nucleotides. RefSeq names its product S-methyl-5'-thioadenosine phosphorylase. The record is from RefSeq and is a predicted model, not a curated record. Gene Ontology annotation, molecular function: S-methyl-5-thioadenosine phosphorylase activity. Gene Ontology annotation, biological process: nucleoside metabolic process. Gene Ontology annotation, cellular component: cytosol. NCBI's taxonomy places the organism in Eukaryota, Metazoa, Arthropoda, Insecta, Hymenoptera, Formicidae.
UUCCACGUAAUGCGAGGCGAUCAGCUGAUUCACUGACGGGUUCAAUCAACGACAACGUAGUUCACGUAGGAAAGAGAGGUUAUAAGUAGCACAUUAUCACGAUAAUUAUCUUUAACGGUCACGCGGUCAUAUUCAUUAUUCUCUUUAUACUCAAGUGACUGCAAGUUCAAGAUAAUAAAUCGAAUAUCUUACAUUAUGACAAAUAAAAUGAAGGUGGGAAUAAUAUGUGGCUCGGGUCUGGGUGAUAGCUUAAGUAAAACAUUCAAUUGCAGCAGUAUCACAAAUCGCGAGAAUGCAAAGAAUGAUUUCGGAUAUCCGUCCAGUGAUCUCUAUCAUGGAUGCAUUGAUGGGGUAGAUAUAGUGCUAUUAGCCAGACAUGGUGCAGGACAUGUGUUCAGUCCUACUGGAGUUAAUUACCGUGCUAACAUAGAAGCAUUGCGACUUGCUGACUGUACCCAUAUAUUGGCAUCUACUGCAUGUGGAUCGUUAACAGAGUCUAUUGGUAGGGGACAAUUAGUCGUGCCUGAUAGCUUCAUAGAUAGAACUAUUUCCAGGAAGGGUACAUUCUAUGAUGGAACGUCUAUCAAGUAUAACGGAGUAUGCCAUAUGCCGAUGGAGCCUGCAUUUGAUCCGCGAACAUCGGAAAUCUUAUUGCAAGCAGCAAAAAAAUUGGGAUAUAACAUAAGGAAGGGUGGAACAGUAAUAACUAUUGAAGGACCGCGCUUUUCAUCUAAAGCAGAAAGUAACGCUCUGCGUCUUUGGGGUGGACAUUUAGUCAACAUGACUAUAUGCCCAGAGGUAAUCCUAGCGAAAGAAGCAGGUCUUUUAUACGCAGCUAUAGCUAUGGCGACUGAUUACGAUUGCUGGAAAGAAUGCGAAGAUAAUGUUCAUGCAGCUGACGUAUUAGUCGUGUUCAAACAAAAUGUUCAUAAAAUAAUAAAUGUGUUACUAGAGGCAGUGAAACUUAUUGGCUGUGGAAAUUGGGAGCAGGAUAUUUUUAAAUUGAAGAACUUAAUUGAGAGCAGCAAUGUGACUGUAAAGAAAUAAAGUUUCUGUUUGCAAAGUGGAAC